GGUUGAACACCACAUUUAGCCAUUUCUGAGUGUUUCUCUGCGUUUUUUGAGUAAACAUACAGACUGUGUUUAGUUCCGGAGUUGACAACAGCGUCAUGGCGUGGAGGCCCCAUGAUGAAUGGCGACAUCUCUCGCUCACCUCCCAGUCAGUCUGGCACGCUGGAAGAAACCCUGCAGCAGAUGAACAUCCUCAUCCAGGAGAACCGAGACUUGAAAGAGGCCCUGCGCCAGACCAACCUGACGAUGAAGGAGCGUUUCGAGGGUCUGUCUGCGUGGCGACAAAAGCAGAAGGAGGAGCGGGACUUCCUGGAGAGCAGGCUGGAGGAGGCUCGGGGCCGCAUGGAGGCGCUGACCCUCCAAAACCAGGAGCUGACCAGGAGAACAGAGGAGGAGGGGAGGAUAGGAGGAGCUGCCGGAGGCUUGAUGGCGCUGUCAGCCAAUCAGAGUGCAGAGCUGGAUGCCCUGCGUGCCCAGGUUGCUCGCCUGCAGGCAGAGAAGAACGACCUGGUGGCUAUGAACUCUGAGCUGCAGCUGAAGGCGGAGCAGGACUUGCAUGACGACUCCUUCAUUGAGAUCAUCCAGGUCUCGGAUGGCGGCGUCGCGGGUGUGAAUGAUGCAUGUGGUUUGGAGCGCAGCAGACGUGCGGACCUGAGCAUGACGGCGUCCCGGCUGGACAGUGAGGAGAUGACUGUCAGCCAACUCCUCCAUUCCCUGAGGAACGAGACACAGCGGUCCGAACGGCUGCAGGCCGAGCUGCAGUCUUCUGCUGCCAGAAUUAGAGAGCUGGAGGAGAGGAAGAGUAUUGUAGAUAAAUCAACACAGACCACCGAAGAAGAGACCACAGUGACCAAGGAGGAUUCUGGGCAAGAGGCAGCGUCUGAAGUGGAGAAUCUGAAGUCUCAGAUGAUGACGCUGUUUAAAGAGCUGCAGCAGGCCCAGAGCAAGCUGGAUGAGGCCGAAGGCAUGAAGAAGAACCUGCAGGACAGAUGUCGGGAGGUGGAGCAGGAUGUGGCCACCUUGAAGGCCCAGCUGGUGGAGAAACAGACCGUUCAGUCGGAGAAUGACCGGCUGAAGCUGCAGGUGGACAGCAUGCAGGCCCAGAGCCAGCUGGAGCAGAGGAAGGCUGGAGAGGAGAGGAACAAUCUGGCCCAACUGAAGGAUGCAUACACCAAACUGUUCGAAGACUACAAUGAGCUCAAAGAGGAGAAAAAGAAGAGAGAGUCUCAGCUGGUGCAGAAGGAGGUGGUGGAUCAGCUGCAGGAGCGUCUGAGUGCUGCUGAGGAGGCUUUGGCUAAAAAACAGGAACACAUAGAUCACAUGAAGCAGGAGAUCUUCCAGAAGGAGAAGGAGCUGGAGACCAUAUCUGUGUUCCAGGCUCAGGCAGAGGUUUACUCCUCAGACUUCUACGCAGAGCGAGCAGCGAGGGAGAAGCUCCAUGAAGAGAGGGAGCGUCUGGCUGCUCAGCUGGAGUACGUAAAGAAGCAGAACAGCCAGCUACAGGAGGAGAUGGAGUCACUGGGCAGACGGUCGUUGAAUGAGAUGCAAAGGAGACAUGUGUCGCUGGGAGGAAAUCAACACGGAGCUGGUGCUAGUCUGGUUGGAAGAGGUACAGACUGGCAGCAUCAGGGGAAUAUUCCCGAACACGCAUGUCCCAAGUGCAACGAGAUCCUGCCGGACCUGGACUCACUGCAGAUCCACAUUAUGGACUGCAUCAACUAGACCUGUGUCAUUACGAGCAUCCACGACAACAGCGGCUACAUUAGCACCUUAAUCUGAGUCUUCCUCUGCUUUUACCUGUACCUCAACUCGGGUCCCUGAGACAACUCGCCAUAGUUCCACGAUAAACUCAGUACCAUUUAUUCUAGGAUGAGCACCUUACUUUUGGUAGGAUUUAAGAUAAAAGAUUUCAAAGCUGUAGCAGGGGUUUUACUUCCUGAAAAUAAAUGGCCAUCUCUAGUUUGUUUAAUCUGAGAAUAAAGAUUUGAAAUGGAACCGAAUAUUGCAGGAUGUCAUCUGGUACAUGGUCUGUUUGUUGCUGUAAGGGCUGAAAUGAAGUUGGAGAUUAAUUUCUUCAAGAAAAAACCAAAUCUGUAAUAAAAAAAAAAAAGAGAAACUGCAGGAAUGCUUUGAUAUUAAUUUGGUGCUGUCUGCCUUUCAUGCACAUAUUAGAUAAGUUCUGUUUUUACAAGUUGCAUUCGUUUACCAAGUAUUUGGUUGCUGAAGGCUUUAUUUUUGAAGAUAUUCCCCUCAAAUUAAAAUGAGAUUCUGUCUAUAUUUUUAGCUUGAGAAGGAUAUUUUAGCUCAUGACUGCAUUGUUGGUGUUGGAGGGAGCAUGCACCAUGUAGGCACUUUAAUAUGAAGAUAUAUAUUUUAUUUUGACUCUGCAGAUGAUACCUAGUAAUCUGAAUGUAAUAUAUUUAACUGGUAAUCAACCUAUCACUGUAAACGACAGCCUUUGUAAGUUUAUAUGCAAGGAGGCUACAACACCCGGCUGAUUCUGUUGUCUGUAAAGUAUAAAGGUCUUUUGAUUCCAUGUUGUAUUUCUGUGAAUGAAAAUAAAAUAACGGUCAAAUUUC
Molecule: messenger RNA, 2576 nt
Organism: Plectropomus leopardus (leopard coralgrouper)
Lineage: Eukaryota; Metazoa; Chordata; Actinopteri; Perciformes; Serranidae
Gene: optn
Product: optineurin
Biological process (GO): protein localization to Golgi apparatus; Golgi ribbon formation; regulation of canonical NF-kappaB signal transduction
Cellular component (GO): nucleus; Golgi apparatus; cytoplasm
Molecular function (GO): K63-linked polyubiquitin modification-dependent protein binding
Source: RefSeq, a predicted model, not a curated record